Cyprinodon variegatus (sheepshead minnow) is the source of this 1407-nucleotide messenger RNA. RefSeq names its product pro-opiomelanocortin-like. The transcript is spliced from 2 exons. Bases 2 to 580 code for a protein of 192 amino acids. Gene Ontology annotation, molecular function: neuropeptide hormone activity. NCBI's taxonomy places the organism in Eukaryota, Metazoa, Chordata, Actinopteri, Cyprinodontiformes, Cyprinodontidae. Gene Ontology annotation, biological process: neuropeptide signaling pathway. The record is from RefSeq and is a predicted model, not a curated record. Gene Ontology annotation, cellular component: extracellular region.
AAUGCGUCUCUUGUUGCCAUUGGUGGUGAUGGUAAUGGUGAGCGUGGCCAGGGCGGCACUUGGUCGAUGCUGGGAAAGGCCCAGCUGUCAGGAACUCAACUCUGAGAACAACACAAUGGACUGUUUUCAGCUCUGUGGAAUCGACCCUCAUGAGUUGACCACCAUCCUUGCCAGUGUUUACCCGCAGCCUUCUCUAUCAGUCUCUCUUUCUCCUUCACCCAGUCCUCCCUCCUCCUCUCAAACCAAAGCCUCCUACUCCAUGAAGCACUUUCGUUGGGGGAAUCCUCUCAGGAGAAAACGCCGCCCACUAAAAAUCUACACAGGCAAAAGUGUGGAUGGGAUCACUGUUUUCCCUGGAGAGCUGGGGAGGUUGGAGCUUUCCAGGGAACAAGCAGCAGCCGAGGAUGAGGAGCUCUCCAAGGAGCGUCAUGAUAAUAAAGACAUCCUCUACAAGAUGAAGCAUUUCCGUUGGAGCAGCCCUGCGGCAGACAAACGCUACGGGGGCUUCAUGAAGAGCUGGAAGGAGCACAGCAAGAGGCCGCUGAUCACACUCUUUAGAAAUGUCAUCAAAGGAGAGUAGAAAAGAGCAAAGUAGAGCGAAAUGAGAAAAGGAAGAUGAUCAGGAGGAAUAAAUGAUUGGAACAUAGAAUGUUCAUAUUUUUGUCCUACAGCUCAAUAUGUAACAGAAAUGUUUUCAUAAAGUACAUUUAGUUUGCAGUAUGUCGCUUCUAAGAAAUUGCUCUUUAAAGCUAAAAAAAAGUGGUGAUUCUUGAUGCCAAAACCUUUUUCAUUUUUUCCAGACUUAUAGUAAUAAAGGAAUAUAUCAAUUAUCUAACUAAAAGUCACCAAGUUACUGAAGUAGCUUACUUUUCAUUUAUUUUGUGGUUUGGUUGAACAGAAAGCUUAUAAACAGAUGGCAUCACCUCUAGUAAAGAUACAGAAAUUAUUUUGUCUUAUAUUUCAGGACAUCUUUGCAAUUUUGUAAAACUUGAAAACAUGAUUGAUAUGGCUUAAAUGUUUACAACAACCGCUUGUCGUCCCUAAUAUGGCCAAAGGAUGGCAGUAUUGAGAUUUACCUUGCAGCUUUAUGUUUCCUUCAUAGACUGCAUGUAAAAGUUAGGGAUGGAAACAAGAGCUGCACAAGUUAGUACUCAUAUUCUUACUGAAAUAAAAGCGCACACCUGUCUUAAAAUUACUUUGGUGAAAGGAAAAGUGCUCACUAAACUCUUUUGCUUAAGUAAAGAUAAAAAUUAGGUUCUACGUUGUACUUGAGCACAUAGAAAAUUUAUAUUUUUGCCUUAAAGCAUGCAAAGAACUUCUUAAGUUCCUAUUUUUUUAAACUGAAGUUUUAUGCACAGAAAAUAGAUUAGUUUUACUCCACAGCUCACGGUGUUGGAUGAGAGAACA